UACACGGUAGACGUGCGGCGCCACGCGGUGAGGAAAUCAAAGCGGAGAGACCGAUAUUAGCGAUAUUAUCAUUAAUAUUAGCGAUAUUAUCAUUAAUAUUAGCGAUCGUUUCAGUCCUGACGGCGGGAUAGGAGAGUCAGCAAACCUACAGAAGAACCUGAACUACUCGGAGUGUCCGAGUCAAGCGGAGCAACAGCCUGAGGAGUCAGAGUCAGAGUCAGAGGAGAGACUGACCUGAGACAGCUGACCGCUGCUGACCCUUCAGCCAAGACAUUUGACCGUCCAGCCACGAUAUGGCCAUAAGCGGACUCUGUACCUGAGAUACUUCAGCUGCUGACCGUCCAGUCAAGAUAUACAAGCAGCUACUGACCCUUUAUCUGAGAUAUGUAACCUACUGACCGUCCAGUCAAGAUAUACAAGCAGCUACUGACCCUUUAGCUGAGAUAUGUAAUCUACUGACCGUCCAGUCAAGAUAUACAAGCAGCUACUGACCCUUUAGCUGAGAUAUGUAAUCUACUGACCGUCCAGUCAAGAUAUACAAGCAGCUACUGACCCUUUAGCUGAGAUAUGUAAUCUACUGACCGUCCAGUCAAGAUAUACAAGCAGCUACUGACCCUUUAGCUGAGAUAUGUAACCUACUGACCGUCCAGUCAAGAUAUACAAGCAGCUACUGACCCUUUAGCUGAGAUAUGUAAUCUACUGACCGUCCAGUCAAGAUAUACAAGCAGCUGCUGACCCUUUAGCUGAGAUAUGUAAUCUACUGACCGUCCAGUCAAGAUAUACAAGCAGCUACUGACCCUUUAGCUGAGAUAUGUAAUCUACUGACCGUCCAGUCAAGAUAUACAAGCAGCUACUGACCCUUUAGCUGAGAUAUGUAAACUACUGACCGUCCAGUCAAGAUAUACAAGCAGCUGCUGACCCUUUAGUUGAGAUAUGUAAUCUACUGACCAUCCAGUCAAGAUAUACAAGCAGCUACUGACCCUCUUUAGCUGAGAUAUGUAAUCUACUGACCAUCCAGUCAAGAUAUACAAGCAGCUACUGACCCUUUAGCUGAGAUAUGUAAUCUACUGACCAUCCAGUCAAGAUAUACAAGCAGCUACUGACCCUUUAGCUGAGAUAUGUAAUCUACUGACCGUCCAGUCAAGAUAUACAAGCAGCUACUGACCCUUUAGCUGAGAUAUGUAAUCUACUGACCGUCCAGUCAAGAUAUUCCAGCAGCUACUGACCCUUUAGCUGAGAUAUGUAAUCUACUGACCGUCCAGUCAAGAUAUACAAGCAGCUACUGACCCUUUAGCUGAGAUAUGUAACCUACUGACCGCCCAGUCAAGAUAUACAAGCAGCUACUGACCCUCUUUAGCUGAGAUAUGUAAUCUACUGACCAUCCAGUCAAGAUAUACAAGCAGCUACUGACCCUUUAGCUGAGAUAUGUAAUCUACUGACCAUCCAGUCAAGAUAUACAAGCAGCUACUGACCCUUUAGCUGAGCUAUGUAAUCUACUGACCGUCCAGUCAAGAUAUACAAGCAGCUACUGACCCUCUUUAGCUGAGAUAUGUAAUCUACUGACCGUCCAGUCAAGAUAUACAAGCAGCUACUGACCCUUUAGCUGAGAUAUGUAAUCUACUGACCGUCCAGUCAAGAUAGACAAGCAGCUACUGACCUUUCAGGAAAGAUACAAGCAUAAACACUGACCGUUCUGCUGUGUACAGACUGGGUUGCCCUCGGUUUGCUCUUGGCUGGGCUCUGGCUCUGUAGACUUCAUGCUCGUCUGUUACUGAUAAACCCUCAGCAAACAGACUGUAAAUACUAGGCUUUGAAAACGUUUGAACAGGUCUCGUCCGUCUGCCAUCGUCCAGUUUGACAUGUUCAGACGGCCCAUAUCGUUUAUUGGAACACUGAACAAAACUCUGUCGAGAGCGUUUAACGCCAGUGCCCGUUCAGAAGCGGUCAGUCAGAAGCUCCUGUCACUCAGAGUGAUCUCUCUGCCUCCAGCUGGCUGUCAGCUGUCCUGCAUAACUCAGAGAAAGGUGAACUAUCUGAUCUCCAUGCAGCCAGUUCCAGAGAAGACCACAUCCGGCGGUCAGCAGGAGCCACAGGCAAAACAGUCCGGUGCAGCGGUCAGAAAAGAACCCAAAGCUGGAAGUGAAAAGAAGAAGAAGGUGAAAAAGGUGAAGGGUCCUAUAAAGGGGCGUGGACGAAAGCAGAGGGAGAAGGAGUCCGAGGCCACGGAGAACCUGCUGGCUGAGCUGCCCUUCGCCAACACUGAGAUAUGGAAGGAGCUCGGCUUCGCUGGUGGCGAGACAAGCGCGGAGAAAAAGAGAAAGAGAGCGGCGAAGGGACGGGCGGAGAGCGAGGAGGACGGAGAGAAGGAGAAAAAGAAGAAAAAAGGCUCCCCUCGGCCGAACUACUUCGUCUCAAUACCCAUCACCAACCAAAAGAUAAAGCAGGCCGUGGAGGAGCUUCAGGCAGAUAUUCUGCAGAAGGAGCCUCGUCUCUCCAGAGCUUUGAUUCCUGUGGGCACCCUCCACAUCACGCUGCUCGUCACACACCUGGCCACACCGGAGGAGGUGCACGCUGCUGCAGCAGCUCUGGAGGAGAUGCAGCCCACUCUGAGGGCCCUGCUGGGGGGGCGGAGCCUCACGAUGCCGUUCCGUGGCAUUGGUCACUUCAGACAGGAAGUAGCCUUCAUUAAGAUCGAAGAGGGGGAACAUCUCAGCGCCCUCAUCAGCAUCGCAGACUCAGUCAGAAGGGCGUUCGAGGAGAAAGGCGUCUCGUCUGGAGAUCAGAAAGACUUCAAACCUCACCUGACCUUCAUCAAGCUUUCUCGAGCUCCUAAACUGCGGCGUCAGGGAAUUAGGAAGCUGGACGCGGCUCUGUACGCCCCGUUCGAGCAGAGGGAGUUCGGUGAGGAGAGCGUGUGUACGCUGGACCUGUGCUCCAUGUUGAAGAAGAAGUCGGCCGAUGGAUAUUACCAUCGCGAGAAGACGGUCACCUUCGAUCUAUUGCAGAGCACACAGCGCACUGCUUGGACAAGUGCUAAGGGUGGUCCGGAGCUGGACGAUGAGGAGCUGGUGAGUCUGAGUAAGAGGCUGGUGGAGGACGCUGUGUUUCGCGCCGUGCAGCAGUACAUGGAGGAAACGCAGCAGAACGGAGCGGCACCCAAAGACGAGGCUCCGCCCCCUCUGACCACCAACAAAUGACCACGUGACCUCUGAGCCGGACCCUCACCCACCCACCCACGGGCGGAGCGCUGGAGCCACGCCUCCUCCUCCCUGCCUCCGGGCGAGAGAGCGAGCGCUGCGGAGCGAGAGAGUGUGCAGGACUGGAAAGAGGAGGGAAAGAAGAGCGAGCUGGACUGGAUCUGACGCUGGACUGUUCCCUGCGCAGCUUUCUGUCUUCAUACAAACGUUAACUCUGCAGCCGUCACCAGUGUCCUGCCCGAGAGAGGGCCUUUCUGUUCUUUAAUUCGUGUUGCUUGAUGUGAUAGUUCGGGAGGAGAGUCUGAAUUUACCCCCAUCUCAACUUACCCUCAAUGGAAUUGAUGGGCUACGGCAUACGGCAGUAGGUUAAUGUAGCCGGGUAGUGGAAGCUUAUUCCCCACCAAUUCUCAUCUAGCACAUCGCAUCUUACCAGAAUGUGUGUCAUAUAGUGUCAGAAACCACCAGGACUGGGUUGCGCCAGGUUUGCGUCGGUUUACACUCAAGUUUGGGCCUAAAGUCUUUACUGAGUCCUUAUUACAGUAGUUAGUUUCAAACUAUCCUUUUACUAAAUUUGAUUGCACCGCAAAUCCGUAAGUCGUGCUUUAACCAGUAACAGCUAACUGAUGCGUAGGUCGCUUUAACAUGACAACAACAUGUUCAGAACCGAUCAGUAAACCCGCUUCCAUGGGAACGCCGCGGCCCCUGCUCUGGCUUUCUUAAUGGAAAAAUAUCCAGCAUAGAAGAGAACAAUGUGUCCCUAGUAAAGCUUGUUAUCUAAAGCCCUAGCCUGUUUAUCCUUUAAUAUUUCACCAACGUAACCUGAUCUGCAGCUUUUAAACGAUGAUUUCUGGACACCGGACACAACAGCAGCCUUGGUUUAGUCUGGGCAGCUGCUGAGUCUUGCAGAGCUGAUGCUGCGGGUGUUCGGCUUCAUGCUCGGAGUUUAAACCAGGGCGAAGUUUAGAGCUGUAAACAAAAUCACAGUGUAUAGAAUUUCUAGCUUAGUUCACCAGAAAGUCAUGUUUAUUUUACUUUUUUGGUCUGUCUAUAUGGUUUCUCAUGGUUUCCCCAAAACGUCCACCUGCUGACUGCUAACGACUACGCUCAACAUUAAAAUUAGUUUGCGGUGCAGCUCGUUCUGAUUUAUUGAUGCAUAAACCCGAACUUAGUAAACACGUAGCGAUCACUUAUGGGCUGAUAUAUAAUGGAAAGCUUGCUUUGAGUUUAUAGUUUAGAAACAUUUUUUUCAAGUUUUAAAAUGCACCACUCAUUCCGCAGUAAAUACAUCGUCUGAAUGUCGUCACUGUCUAAGAAAAACACAAGUAUCAUUUUUAUUUUUCUAUUUUGCCCCAGCAGCGGAUAAAUGGACCAAUAGAAAUGCUCCAAAAUUGCUUGGAAUAAAAUCACUGUGCACGAACUUCCAUUAUUUUAGUUACCAAUCUGAAGAUGUAUGUUUUUCUCUGGACAGUGACGAUAUGGAAAAUGAUACCAUUACAGCCCAAUUUUUAAUAAAUUAUAUUUCCAAUGUCAUGAAAAUGAACAUGUGUAUGUAUAUGAACUUGUUCAGCCUUCAUUAGUUUAGCCCCACCCCAAAUUUGUGUUUCAGCACAGACUGCUUUUUUUUUUUUUUGGCCAAUCGGAGCUGAUCUCAUUUGCAUAUAUCACUUGUUUGUUUUUGAAAUGUAAAAUCAGAUGCGUGCUAAACGGGGACCUCAACUGAAAACGUUGCAAUGCAAGAAGCGCAACCCAUGACGAGCCGUUUGAGCUCCAUGUGGUUUUUGGUGUGAUGAUUUAGCAGUUAGCACCAGGCUAAUUGGUGGGGCCUAAGCUUCCAUUGCUUGUUAGUUAUUUUAGCCUCAUAGCUCCAGAAAUACGAAGCAGACUUCAGAUGCUUCAAACGUGGUGGACUACUUUUGGCGAAAGGGAGGAAACCGGGUGAAUUUGGUUCGUUGCUGAAUUAUCACUUUAUUGAUUGAUUGGACAGGGAGCGAGUGAGGGGAAAGGGAUAGAGAAAGAGACGAGGAGAUGGUGGGGAUGAACAGAUGACCCCCCCCUACACACACACACACACACACACACACUGUGCUAAACUCUACUAGCGUCUGGGCUGUUGCUGGACGCCAAUGCUGUCGCAGAGACAAUCAAAGCUGCUUUCUCAGCACAGAGUCAGUAAA
Pygocentrus nattereri (red-bellied piranha) is the source of this 5371-nucleotide messenger RNA. It is a transcript of the gene akap7, whose product is annotated as A-kinase anchor protein 7. Lineage: Eukaryota; Metazoa; Chordata; Actinopteri; Characiformes; Serrasalmidae. Bases 1860 to 3197 code for a protein of 445 amino acids. The record is from RefSeq and is a predicted model, not a curated record. The transcript is spliced from 9 exons. Gene Ontology annotation, molecular function: protein kinase A regulatory subunit binding. Gene Ontology annotation, cellular component: cytosol.